Drosophila grimshawi is the source of this 1414-nucleotide messenger RNA. RefSeq names its product lipid storage droplets surface-binding protein 1 (gene Lsd-1). Bases 126 to 1355 code for a protein of 409 amino acids. Gene Ontology annotation, biological process: lipid storage; positive regulation of triglyceride storage. Lineage: Eukaryota; Metazoa; Arthropoda; Insecta; Diptera; Drosophilidae. The record is from RefSeq and is a predicted model, not a curated record. Gene Ontology annotation, cellular component: lipid droplet; cytosol. The transcript has 7 exons.
CAAUUCAACGUCCGCUUAAAAGGGACGUGUGCUCGAACAGUGAAAAAAAUCUAUCAAUUAAAUUAAACAUAUCAAAACUUAAGAAUUUUUUAAUACUCGAAUUAAUAUUUUCACACCGCUUUAAAAUGGCAACUGCAACAAUGAGCUGGGGACUGCACAUGGAAGCCAUCGAUCGGAUCACAUCCAUUCCACUGGUGGAAUCGAGUGUUAAACGUGUCGAAAAUAUCUACGAUAAAGUUAAGAACAACAAUCGCCUCUUCAGCUGGUAUUUUGAGACAGCGGAGGCAACCAUUACCGCUGCAUACGAAACAGUUCAGCCGGCAGUCAAGCUCUUCGAGAUGCCCAUCAAGCGUCUGGACAAUGUGAUGUGCAAGAGUCUUGAUAUAUUGGAGCAGCGCAUACCGCUCGUAUAUCUGCCACCCGAAAUGAUGUAUUGGAAUACCAAGGAAUACAUGUCGGAUCACCUGGUGCGACCUGUGCUCAAGCGUGCCGAUUCUGUUAAACAAAUCGGGAACGCAGUGCUCGAAAGUUCUCUGACAACUUAUGCAGCGGACCGCAUCGAUGGCGCCUUCACAGCCGGCGACAAAUUCGUGGACAAAUAUCUGGUGCCCAUUCCCACAGAUCAGGAUCAGACAGACGCACCGCAAGACGAUGAUAACGAGCCAGCAGGCACGGCACCGGACGAGAAGGGCGCCAUCAAGGCAAUCCAUCAUGGUCAACGCUUCUCCCGCAAACUGAAGCGGAGACUGACACAAAGAACUCUCGCGGAGGCUCGAGCACUCAAAAAACAGAGCAGAGAAGCGAUACAUGUGCUAUUCUAUGUUGCCGAGCUGAUUGCAACAGACCCAAAGCAGGCCAUGCUAAAGGCCAAGGAACUGUGGGGCUAUCUCAGUGCUGACGAGCCGGAAAAUCAAGCUCGACCCGUAACCCUGGAACAGUUAAUCGUCCUGCUGACACGCGAAUCAGCCAGACGAGUCGUUCACUUGGUUAACUACAGCGCCAACGUUGCGGCUAAUUUACCGAAAAACUUGGCACACACCACCACCGAGGUCGUUCAUCAUAUUGUUUAUAUAAACAAUCGCAUAAUAACCAUUACACGUUUGGAUAAAGUUAAGAAUAUAUCCAAGGAGGAAGCUGAAUCUCUCUUCAAACGCAUGCUUGCCUUCUACGGCGAUCUGCAGCUGCUCACCAAUGGUUAUCUGGAGCGCGUUGCAAGCUUUCUGUCCGGACGCAUCGAAGCUGAGAAGGUGACGGGAGCGGGUAGCGAGAGCAAUGCCGCCAGCCGAGGCUCAAGGAGACGACAGGAGGCAAACAAUUUCUCGCCCGCUCAUAACAAUAUAAAUGGGGUCUAUUGAGAAAUCGAGUUUUUUAUUGCUGUCGUAUUUUUGUUUAUAAUUAUAGAAUUUUGCUUUUG